Messenger RNA from Hemibagrus wyckioides, 4269 nucleotides. It is a transcript of the gene ccdc177, whose product is annotated as coiled-coil domain containing 177. The coding region runs from base 355 to 2859 and encodes 834 amino acids. The record is from RefSeq and is a predicted model, not a curated record. The transcript has 3 exons. NCBI's taxonomy places the organism in Eukaryota, Metazoa, Chordata, Actinopteri, Siluriformes, Bagridae.
UGUGAAUGCUGGAGAAACGGGAUGCAGGUGGAGACUGAUGAUAAUGAUGAUGAUGUGGGGAAGGGGAUGGAGGAUGGAGGAGGUGGAGGACCAUACCCGAUCCGAUUUCCUUUCGUGCGUGCAAAAUCUGUAACCCAGCGCUGACUGUCGUUGUUCGUGGAGGUCGCGGGAUUGUCGAUAGCGUCGGAUUGGUUCAGUUUGGAGUAAAGAAAACCGCAUCGUGUCGCUGUGGGAUUCGGGUUUGAGCGCAGGGAUGCAGUGCUCCUAAGCGCUUAUUAUGCAGGCUAUACGAGGGAGUGCAUGCACAGCGCUGCACAAGGCUUCGUCAAAAUAUCAGCGAGCUAAAAGCUCACCAUGGUGGAUCCGCUGGAACCCGAGGACCAGAAUAAGAUCAGAUGUCCAUAUUUUGAGACCCCGGCUGCAGCAUCUGAAGUCCCCUGUCUACCUGAACAGGAUGAGGAUGGGAAAAAGGAAAAGACUACUCCUGACUCUCCAGAACAAGAAACUAGUGUUGAGCCUGAACAGAGCCCUCAAGGUAGCCAGUUACAGAACAGUGAAACUGAACAGCCGAAGCUACAUCUAGACCUUUAUAACUUUGAUUCCCCAGUUGCAGAAGGCAGCCGUUAUGUGCUGACCAGCCCUCGUUCACUCGAGGCAUGCGCACGAUGUGGAGUCAAACCAGUGGAACUUUUGCCCCGACCGCUGUCUGAUUUUGCACGUGAGGCACCCGGCCAUAGCAUGCGUGUAGCCACAGGGAUGUUUGAAGUGUAUGAAAAGGACAGACAUGCUAAACUCAGACAGUGCAGAGACGAACGAGAAAGAAUAAUUCAAGAGGAGAAAAGAAAGGCCCUUCAGUCAGCACUAAACAGCAGCAGCAGAUCACAGGAAUUCGAGAACCCUCAAGAUACAAACGGCACUGGAGCAACUAAGCAGAGCAUCACCAAAAAGUCACCUGCUAGCAGGGGUCCAUCAAAACAACAUACUACACCAGUGUCACAGUCUGUCUCAAAAACUAUACCUCAAUCUUCGGAACAAUUAACAAAAACAUCCCCUUCGUCUACUAAAACGAUUUCAGCUCAGUCCUUAACAGCAAGUCCAGUGAGCACUGGGCAUUCUGUUAGAGGGACAUCUGUAAAACAGUCUAAAUUACUUUCUGCUGAGUCUGCUGAAAAAACUCAAGGAUCCAUAUCUCAAAAAUCAGUUACAUCAACACCAGGAGCAGCAGUGUCCAAAAAACCACCUAGUACCCUGUUGAGAUCUGCAAACACAUUCCCCAGGUCAACACCAAAGCCUUCAGCUUUUCCAAGGAUGUCAUCAUCUCUUGCGCCAGUUGUAUCAAAGUCGGCAGCACAGAGCCCUGCCAAUGGCAUCACUAGUCCAUUUACACAGCACAAUGGGCACUUUAUGUCCAUGUCAAAAUCCAGAGAGAGAAGCCAUUCUUUAGAAUCCUUACAAAGAAGAAGGGAAGUGGUUAGCUCUUCUAAUACUUCAACCACUACCACAACAGCAACAACAACCACAUGUGCCUCUUCAGAGUCAGCUUCCUCCUCUUACAGCUGGGAAGGGGCAAGGGAUCACUGGGGUAAGACCUCUAGUCCUCGUGCUCGUACCUUAGCUACCUUUAACUCUCUGAUGGGCCGGAGCUUAAGUUUGGGAGAUCUGAGUCACUCUCCGCAGACUACACAGAAAGUAGAGCGCAUUGUAAAAGAGGUAAAGCGUCGAGGCUUGAUGGCUGUACCAGAACGUGACCGUAAGAUUGCAGCGUUAAUGCUAGCCAGGCACCAAGAAGAAGAUAUCAUGAGUCAGACACGCUAUGUUGCACAUUUGCAGUGGGACAGUGAACGCAGGUUAGAGGAACUACGGCGUGAACGUGAAGACCGGGAUAAACAGCGAGCAGUGCUUCAGUGCCAGAGAGCGUGGCAGUCGCAGGUAUCCACCAGGCAGCGGAGACUCAGCCAGCAGGAACGGGAUGCAGCAGCAGCCAAGUUACGCCGGGUGGCUGAAAGCGAGGAGCGCUGGAAGGAGUUAGCUGAGCAGCAAGAGCGAAGCAGGUUGCAAAAGCUUCAGCAGGCUGCUCGUGAGGAGAAGCUGAAGAAGGCUAUGCAGGAGCAGAACCUAAAAAUGUUGGAAGAAGAGCGGGCUGCUUUGCUUGAGCAUGAGAAGGUGCUCAUCAAAGAGAAGCUAACUAUUGCAGAGUUGAAGAGGCAGGAGCGAGAGCACCAGAUGCUGGAGGAGCUUCGUGGCCUAAAUCGUGCCGAAAAGCGGCGGCAUACAGCACUCAUCCAGGAGAUUGAGCGCCGCGAAGCAGACGAGCGAGAGGAAGCACGGCGGACAGCCACUGAGAAGCUGAGCCGUUCACAGGAGAACUAUGAGCAGAUACAAGAACGACGUGGGCAAGAGCUGCGGGAGAAAGCAAAGCGUGAAGAACAGCAGAUCCAGAAAGCGAGGAAGGCUGCUGAGCAGCGCGAGCGGCAACUAAAAGAGCAGAUGGAGACACGGGCGAGGGAAGCCAUAAAGCGUGCACAGCAGGCCGCCAUGGUAGCAGAGGAGAGGGCUCGAGAAAAGGCCCAGCGUGCUGCCCAGAGCAGACAGGAAAAAGAGCGGCUUCAGAGACUGAAUCGUCAGAAAGUGGAGGAGGAGGAGAAGCAGAGGCGUCUGGAGUUGCUGCAAUCAAUAGAGCGCAAGCUAGAGAAAAGUGAACAGAUAUUCCGUGAAAAACGUGCUGUGUUAGAAAGUGCCCGCUCAGUCGCACGUGCCUCCUUCCAUGUCCGGGACCGCGUGCGAGAAGAGACCAACAUGCGCACCUUUGACAAAAUGGUUCUGGAAGCACAGUUAAAGGCUAGUUUGGAUGAAAAGUGAGAUGUUUACUCUCUACUCUCUAUUUCCCGACUACUGGAAAUGAGCUGCUUGAGCCUCCAUAGCAGCUUCAUCACAGAACUGGACCCACAGCUUUGCUCAUCACAGAAUCAUGUUUCUUUUUCAACUCUUGAGCCAUUUGUCAUGAACAAAAUACAUUCGUUUUAGUUUUGUCACUGGUGGUUGUGUGUGGAUGAGUCGCUUGCAAUGGUAUGCCUGUUUUGUAACAUGGCAAAUAGUCAAACUUAUCCGAAGACUGUUCAUAAAGAGUCUGUUGUUUACUAGUUACUACAAGUCACCAUUUCAUCACUGAUGACUUAUUUUCGUUAGACCCGAACAAAAGAGAGUGCAGAGUGCUUCAUGAGACAGAACGGGGUGCAUGAUUUUUGGUAGAAGUCCCAACCUUACACCUGCUGACAAUAAACGAGGACUUGCCUACGUGUGAUAGACAACGCUGAGGCAGGGUUUACAUGAGGACGUGGCAAAGAGUGAUCUCAGCAGAGUUCAGCUGCUGAUGAAGCAGUGAAGUGUUGGUUCAGCAUCAGGAUACAUGAACCUGCGCUGACAUUCUGCAUUCUCUCACAGUCAGGUCAUAUGUUUAUGUAGGUCUGGAGAUGAUGAAGAUGAAGUAAGCUGCAGACUGUUCCCAGUAAAACUCACAGAAGAACGCUGAAACGCGUUAUCUCGUACUCCUCUCUGAUACAACAGUGAUUAGGAUAAGUGUGACUUUAAUAAGCAGCAAAAUAGCAUAUUUUCUGAUGUACAGCUUCAGUAUCAGGCACAGAGAAAAUUUUAAAUGGGGGGAAAAAAAAUAUGGAAAUUCAUGAACAUCUCUAUUGAUUAUUUACUGACACAUAUCAUUGCUAGGGUUCUGUAACUGACAUACUAAAAGAAAAAGAAUGCUGUCUAACACACAAAAAAAAACAAAAAAGUAUACUAUGAUUGAAUAUUAAUUUCAUAUUUUGCAUCAUGCUUGCGCUGUUUCAAUUUCGAAUUGGCAGUACAGGGUAUUUGGUUCUGUAAAAUAGAUUAAAACACACAAGCUAGGUGAAUAUUGGCUGUCAUAUUCUCGUAAUGAUCAAAUCUUUUGGAGAAACGUUAGGUGCCAUUGACUAGUCCAGUAACUCAAUUGCUAGAACAGUAAAGCUGAAAUGCUGUUAGUUACAGCACAGCAGUAUAAUGAUCGUGUGUUUGUGUGUGUGUGUGUGUGUGUGUUGGUCGGUCGGUGCUGUACUUUUUGGUCCAACUCGCAAGAAUUAAAAUAUAAACUCUCACAAGAAGAAGAAGAACCUGCUGGAUGUGCACAAACGAAACUAAACAGACUGAUCUGUUUUAAAUAUAUGAUCUAAUCUGCUUCAAACACUGUUUCUGUGAAUAAGAUGCUGUAUGAAUGAUUAAAGAAAAUAAAGUCUG